Molecule: messenger RNA, 1641 nt
Organism: Lethenteron reissneri (Far Eastern brook lamprey)
Lineage: Eukaryota; Metazoa; Chordata; Hyperoartia; Petromyzontiformes; Petromyzontidae
Product: mitochondrial dicarboxylate carrier-like
Source: RefSeq, a predicted model, not a curated record
AGAAGAGAGGACAUUAUAUAGGAGGAGGAGGAGGGGGGUGGGAGAGAGAGGAGAGAGAGAGGUGUGGCGGUGGGUGUCGCCCCGCUCCCGCUGGCUCGGUUCGACGGCUCCUCCUCCUCCUCUCCUCGCUCUUUUUGGCAGCGGUCAGAGCGCGUCUCUCUGUCAGUAUCCGGUCAUCAGCAGCAGCAGUAGUAGCAGCAGUAGCAGCAGCAAGAGCGGUGCUGCUGGUAGUGGUGAGCGAGCGAGCGAGGCGGAGGAGGCGUGAGAGAGUGCACGCCAGUCGUAACAGCGGGAGUUUAAAGAAAGUCAUCACUCGCAUCGUCAGCGGCGAGGGCAUUAGAGGCAGCAGUGCGCGUAGCAGCAGCAGUAACACGCGGCGGCAAGAAGCACUUUCAAGCAAGCAGCAGUAGCAGCAGCGUCAGUAAUAGCAGCGGCAGCAGCAGCAGCAUCAGCAGCCACAGCAGCAUCAGCACUAGCAGCAGUAUCAGCACUAGCAGCAGUAUCAGCACUAGCAGCAGUAUCAGCACUAGCAGUAGUGUCAGCAAUAGCAGCAGCAGCAUCAGCAGCAGACGCGGCAUCAGAACGAGCAGCAGCAGAACCAGUACUAGCAGCAGAAGCCACAGCAGAAUCAACACUAGCAGCAUCAGCAGACGAGGCAUCAGCAGCAGCAGAAUCAGCACAAGCAUCAGCAGCAGCAUCAGCACGAGCAGCAGCAGCACUAGCAAGUAGCAGCAUCAUCUACAGCAGAACCAGCACUAGUAACAGCAUCAGCACAAGCAGCAUCAUCAGCAGCAUCAACACAAGCAGCAGCACAAGCAGCAUCAGCACAAGCAUCAGCAUCAGCACGAGCAGCAGCAGCAUCAGCACAAGCAGCAGCACAAGCACCAUCAGCACAAGCAUCAGCAUCAGCACAAGCAGCAGCAGCAUCAGCAUCAGUACAAGCAGCAUCAGCGGCAUCUCGUAAUGGGGGGCGACUCGAGGCGCGUGUCUCGCUGGUAUUUUGGGGGUCUCGCCUCUGCGGGCGCGGCCUGCUGCACGCACCCCCUGGACCUGAUCAAGGUCCACCUGCAGACGCAGCAGGAGGUGCGGAUGCGCAUGAGCUCCAUGGCGGUGCACGUGGUGAGGACGCAGGGCGUGCUGGCUCUCUACAACGGACUGAGUGCAUCGCUGUGCCGCCAGCUCACCUACUCGCUGGCCAGGUUCGCGAUCUACGAGCGAGCGCGCGAGUUCGUGGGGAGGGACGGUCGGAACCCCCCCUUCCACACCAAGGUGUUCAUCGGCGCCCUCGGGGGCUUCAGUGGGGGCCUCAUCGGCACGCCGGCUGACUUGGUGAACGUACGGAUGCAGAAUGACAUCAAACUGCCACUUGACCAGCGACGCAACUACAAGCACGCCAUCGACGGCAUGUACCGGGUGGCCAAAGAAGAGGGCAUCAGGAAGCUGUUCAACGGCGCCACGAUGGCAGCGAGCCGCGGGGCGCUGGUCACGGUGGGACAGCUCUCGUGCUAUGACCAGGCCAAGCAGCUGGUGUUGGCGACGGGGCUCAUGGGAGACAACAUCACAACGCUUCCGCGAAAAAAGCUCUUCCGGCACGUGGUUGCAAGUGAUAACGAGGAUGACAACAGCGGCGGCGGUGGUUAG